GUUAGAUGGAGCGUUGCUCCCAACAGAUCAGACAGUUGAAGGUGGGGCAGGCCUCUGCAGUAGUUUUGGCUGCAACAACAGACCUUCCUCUGGAAUUUGAAAAAAAUACACUAUCGAUUCUUGUUUGAGUUAGACGGGGGGGGGGGGGAGAGAGAAGCGCAACUGCUCGUAAGCCGCCCCCACAGAGGACGCCAUUUCCCAACCAGCUGCCUCCUUCUCUUCGCCAGUCCUUCCGCGGGCAAAAUCCCCCUUCUCGCCGCCGCCUCUCGCCAGCUCCAGGAGGGGGCGCGGGAAGGCCAAAGAGGCGGGGAAAGAGUGGCUGCCUUCGUCUGGGUGAGCGGGCGAAAAGGCUACGAAUUCUCUUGGAAGAAUUGCUCGCUCCAGCCAGCAAGCCUGCAGGUUUUUGCAGCCUCCCGCCCCUGAAUUGUAGCCCCAGAUACCAGAAAGAAGGCAGAUGCCAUAUUGCAGAUGACCAGGAGAGAGCUAAUGUGAGAAAAUGAGAUUCAUUCAAAGUCUGAGUAAAUAAGAAUGGGCCCAGAUGUCCCUCUGCUGAAUGACCACAAACAAGAAUUCCUCCUGAAACGCUUUCCACAGACUGUUCUGGGUGGCCCUCGAUUUAAAUUAGGACACUGUGCACCUCCUUAUGUCUAUGUGAAUCAAAUUAUUCUCUUCCUGAUACCAUGGGUUCUGGGAGGAGUGGGAACACUUCUCUAUCACUUAAGUAUUCUGCAAGACUGUGGCACAGCUGCUGUUUCUGGAGGACUAAUGCUAGUUGCAGCCUUUACUAUCCAGGCAGCAAACUUGUAUUCAAGACACAAAACUGCCUCAGUGGAAAGAGUGCAUACUCACAGUACCCUAACAGAUGAAGAUGAAUGGGAGUUUUCCAGUUGUCUGGGUUCAGAGACAGUCAAAUUUAUUAUUCCAGGCAAGAAAUACAUAAUUAACAUCAUCUUCCACUCACUUGUUGCUGGGGUGCUGUGCGGCUUAGGAACUUGGUACUUACUACCAAGUAGAAUUGCCUCAUUAUAUGGAGGUAACAUUGGAGGAACUGUUAUGAUUUUUGUAUUUGGAUGGGUGACAGUCUGUAUUGGAGAGUACUCCUUAAUUGUCAAUACUGCUUCAGAGACAGCUACUUACCAAGCACUAGACACGUACGAAAUUGUUCCUCUGAUGCGACCUUUCUACAUUUUUGUCUUCAUUGCAGUGGACCUCGCUCACAGAUUUGUUGCUGAUACACCAGCUUUAAAGCUGGCAAACCAGAUUUUGCACAUUGUAUUUUUGUGUUUGCCUUUCUUAUGGACUCUGGGGAUUUUGCCCCCGCUGGAUGCACUUUUUCUCUGGGGAAUGGAGCAAGUGCUGGAGCUCGGUCUAGGAGGCUCACCCAUGUCAAGUAACAUAAGGAUGCUAGUAAUGUUUCUCAUUUCGGUGGGAACAGCUGUUGCAUCUUACUUCAUGCCCAGCUCUCUUGGUAUGGUCCUCUUCAUGACUGGAUUUGGAUUUGUAUUGAGUCUCAACUUAAAAGAGACUGUGAUCAACUGCUUAGCUUCCAACAAGUUUAAGAAUGUGUCUGCUGGUUGUAGGACACAGUUCGGAUGGCGGGAAUUAAUUUUCUAUUUGGCUGUAUUGACUUUCGCUCUCCUGGAAGCUAGCCUUUUGCACUCCUUCCUUGGUUCUCAAGCAUUUUCUAAAACCAGUCUCCAGGCUAUUAUGAGCUAUGUGCUGAUAGUAUUACUCCUUGCUACGUGGAUUCUUGGAGAGAUUCAGACUGUGUACUUGUUUGGAAUGUUCCGAAACCCAUUUUACCCAAAGGAUGUCAUGACUGUGAAUGUAUUUGUGAAGAAACGAAAGAGGCUCAAGAAAAUUGGUGUGUUCAGAAGGAUUUUAUUAACUGUAGUAUCUCCAUUUGCUAUGAUAGCAUUUCUUUCCCUAGACAAUUCUCUACAUCAUCUCCCAUCCAUAUAUAUUUCCAUUGGAUUCUCAAGAGGCUUUAGAAUGGUAUGGCAGGAUACAGAGUGUGCUCUGUUGGAUAUGGUGGUGGUGUCUACAGUGCAAUUGCUGGUGUUCAAUACUGACCUGUGGUGGAACAGAAGCAUUGAUACAGGAAUCAGACUCUUGCUGGUGGGAAUAAUCCGGAAUCGACUGUUUCAGUUUGUUUCAAAACUGCAGUUUGCACUUACUGUUCUCUUGACUUCGUGGACAGAGAAAAAGCAACGCCGGAAAUCCACUGGUACCCUGAUUACACUCAACAUUGUCUUCUUUCCAGCUCUGCUGGCCCUCAUAUUGCUGUCUGCAUUUCUGUCUUCCCCCUUGCUGCCACUUUUCAGUCUCCCAAUAUUUCUGAUUGGCUUUCCAAGACCUAUCCGAAGCUGGCCAGGGCCUGUGGGUGUGACAGCUUGCAUAUGUCCUGAUACCAUAUACUAUCAGCAAAUGGUUCCAAGUUUGACUACUGCGCUGCAAUCAGCAUUGUCAGUUGGUAGCCUGGGGCUCUGUUCACCUGGAUCUCACUACUUGUGCCGAUUUCAAGACAGACUGGUAUGGAUCCUUGUGUUAGAAAGAGGCUUCACUUACUGUUGUCUAAACAUUAAGGGGUUAGAAUUGCAGGAAACCUCCUGCCAUACUGCUGAAGCUCACAGAGUUGAUGAAAUUUUUGAAAUGGCCUUUGAACAUGAAGAAUGCAGUCAGACUCUUUCCCUCAACCAUCACUGCGGGAAUAUUCUAACACCUUGUGAUGUUCUUCCUGUGAAACUCUAUUCAGAUGCCAGGAACGUCUUGUCUGGAAUAAUUGAUUCACCUGAGAACCGGAGGCAGUUGAAAGAUGACUUUCUGAAAAUCAUCUUAUGGUUGUUAGUCCAAUACUGCUAUAAGAAGUCAAAAACACAUAGGACUCUUGAAAUAAAACCCAGAUUGAAGCAAGACUUGCCUCCAGUGAAGCCUCCUGAAGCUUUAAGCAAGGCAAUGGAAAGUCCAAACUCCUGGAAAGAUGAUGAUGGCUUCAGCGUGGAAUCAACAGACGAGUGGACUGAUGAUAGCAACCUUUUUGAUGUUGAACCCAGCAAAAAAGCACCCAAAGUAAGAGAAAUGGCAUCACGAGGAAGUACACCAAGACCUUUCUUUUCUGUUCCAGGUUCAGUUGAAAUACACACCACAGAAGCUGAACUACCAGAAGCAACCAAUGUGAAUAAACUCUACAAAGCUGUUGUUCUUGGUCUUCCUGCUGUAGACACUGGAAAACAACAGGGAGUGAUGGAUUUGCCUCCUAUUAAAUUUAGUAAUUCUUAUUCUGAACUCUUAAGCAUUCCUGAAGAGUGGAGAACUCUGCCCUUACCUCUUGCCAAACUCCAUGAAAUGAAGCAGUGGUUUCCAGAAGACUGGUACCAUUUUGGCCUUCGGCAGCUAGAUUUCUUUCACUUGAAAGAAAAUCCCUCAGGUUUACUUGAAGACCUUAUUAAAGACACUGCUUUGAAAGACUCGUAUGCCCAGUGUGUCCUGUCCUGUUACGCUGCAGUGUUUGGAUUAGAGGAUAUUCUUCCCUCUCCCACUCACAUAUUCAGAGCCUACAAUGGAGGCCUCCCCUGGUCAGUGUGUCUGGACUGGCUAAUAGGAAAGCAAGAGCUGUUUCAGCUAGCACUGAAAGGGUUCAGAUAUACAGUUAAGCUUUUGGUUGAUAAAGCAAGCCUGGGUCCAGUUGAAAAUUUCAAAGAACUGCUAAACUGUCUUGAAGAAUAUGAAAAUGACUGGUACAUCGGAGUGGUGUCUGAAGAAAAGUGGCAGCAAGCUGUUUUACAAGAAAAGCCGUAUCUUUUUUCCUUGGGGCAUGACCCUAAUAUGGGAGUUUAUACUGGCAGAGUCCUUACCUUUCAGGAAUUCCUAGUACAAGUGGGGAAGCUGAACAGCGAAGCUGUCAGAGGACAGUGGGCAAAUCUUUCUUGGGAGCUGCUCUAUGCCACUAAUGAUGAUGAAGAACGCUACAGUAUCCAAGCGCAUCCCAUCCUCUUGAGGAACCUGACCAUACAAGCAGCAGACCCUCCCCUUGGCUAUCCAGUUUAUUCGUGUGAGCCUCUCCAUGUACCUUUGCUCUAGAGCUUGACCAUUGGCCACUUGGUUUCUUAAACAAAAACUGCCUAUCUGUUCUUAACUAGAGUGACUGUUCUUGUAGCAAGGAAAACUUGCUUGCCAAACAGGAUGACGGCGGCAGGAGAGGCCAUUCUUUUGGCAGGAAUGUUUUGAGCACGUCUCUUUCAGCACCGGAAGUGUUUGAACCUCUGAUCCUGCAGGGCUGACAGUGGGAGGUACUUGAUCUGGGUGAAGACUUAAUGCAGGCAAUAAGCUCAUUAAUGUAUUCUGUGGGUUUUUUAAAAAUAUAAAUUGAAAAUCAGUAUCUCGACAGGUGACUUGCACUAGAAGUGGCAGGUCACAGCAUAUGUGUUUUAAAACCACAGGUUAGUACAAAAAUGUACAUAGAUUAAGGCUUUUUUCCUGAUUUUGAAAGAGGAGACUUGGUUUUUAUCACUUCUUAUAUUGUAUAGCUUUAUUUGUAUUGUUAAAAAGAAACUUGAAGAAACACUUAAUAUACAUCUAUUCAGCAAACAAGAGUCCUUGUUAAGCAUAGCAAAUUGGAUACAAAUACUUUGGUGGAAGCAAACUGAGUAAGAUUUGCAGUAAGAUUGACAGAUGGAAAAGCUUGCUCUCCCAUUGGGGCCCAGAUCUAAAAAAACAUGGAAAUGGUUGGGACCUGAAUUCCCAAUAGCAAGAAGAGGCUUGAGACCCAAGUUUUUCCUUUAACAUGUUAGAUGAAAGGACAACGCUCAUGUAAUAUUUCCUCUACGGGAGUGCUUUAGAAUGACUGCCGUAGAACGUGGAAUUGGAUUUUUUGUGAGAAGGAUUGUAGACCUUUCCUAAAAAUAUCGUGGGGUUUUUUAUAUGUUUGUUGGAAUUGUCCUUUACCCUUCACUGUCUUAAUCUUCCACUUAAAUGCAAUCAGGUAUCCCAGUUACAAAGCAGAAAGAAGGCAAACUGCUUUGGAUGCAACACCUAACCACAGUUGAGUGAGAAUGAGCCUGACCGCCUCCUGCGACCUCUCUUCUCCUCCUCCCUCCGGCUUGCCCACAAGUAAUUUUGAAACUUAGGCUUCCAAUUAACUGCAGCUUGCUACGUUGUUUGAACUUGGACGUCUGCCGGGAAUGCUUUGAUUUGGAUUCCUGCAUUGAGCAGGGGGUUGGACUCGAUGGCCUUAUAGGCCCCUUCCAACUUUACCAUUCUAUGAUUCUAUGAAACAAUAGCUAGUCUUAACUAUGGCUAAUACAAAGAAUCCAAACUUUAAACUAUAGCUUAUGAAGUUCUGUCUUUACCAGCCCUAAUUAACCACUGUUUAGGAUUUAAAUAGGGAAGAGCCAUAGCUUGGUGGUGGAGCAUCUGCCUUGCAUGCAGAAGGUCCCACGUUCAAGGCCAAGCAUCUCCAGGUAGGGCUGGUACAGACCCCUGCCUGAAGCCCUGAGCUAGAUGGACCAAUGGUGUGCCUCAGUAUAAGGCAGCUUCCUAUGUUCCUAAAUGUCAUACUAAACUGCUGUUAAGAUCAAAAGCUUCUGAUUAUUGUAGUCACGUGGGAAAAGAACAGUCGUGUUCUCAUAAGGAUAAAAAAUGACACAUUUUUUAAUUAUGCCACCACUGCUACCAAAGUGCUUUUUCUUUAGAGAUGUAAAUAUAGUGUGUGAAGAACACUUUAGGAGCACAGCACUGCCUUAGCAGUAUACAGUAAUAAGGUGGAGGUAGUAGAUAACAAGCUUCUGAUCCUUCUUGAGAACUAACACAAUUUUUGUACCUGAGACCUUAAGAUGAAGCCAGGUAGAAACGCUGAGUAAAUGGAUAACUAAAGUCUGCAAGAGAGUGCUUGAGAAGCUGCUGUGGGAAGGGGUGUGGAUGUGAUUGGUCCCCCUAGUAUGGAGCAGGAUAGCACCAUAAAAGGCCAGGUUGUGAAGGUUUCUUUUUUGUGGCUAGCCACCUCAAUGUAUCAACAAGCACUAUACAGACAUUUUUAUUGACAGGAAUAAGAGUGGAACAGGUAUGAAGCUUAUGCUGGGUUAUAUACUGAAACCUCAUUCCUUGGCAGGCUUUUUUUUUCUUUUUCAAAGAAAAAUGUACUUGAAGCAGAAGCGCUUCCCCUUCUCCUCCUGGCAUCAGCGAAAAAGGUCAUGGCCAGAGAUUCCUUUAAGAAGACUUUUUGUAGUAAGAAACAUCAGCAUCCUGCAGUGAACACAAAGACAUGUCUUGGUCCCGACUGCUCUUAAUGUCAUUUAUACUUUCAACCCUCAAACUGCAUGCACAAGCAGUGUAGAUGUGGGAGCUUGUGAAGAGCAAUUAUUUUUUUUUUUGCACACUGUGGCCCACAGCGUAGCAGAAAAUAGAUGUAAAGGCAUUUACGGUGCAAGCCAGUCAUGGAUGUCCCACCAGGGGUGAGAGAAAAAUGGCAUGUUCUGAUGAUAUGUCAAGGGUGCCAAAGGAGCCCUUAGUUAUUCCCUGCCGUCAACCACAGUAGCGGGGGUGGGAAGUAGGGGAAAAGCCGCCACCACCUAUCUUGGCCACAGUGAGGCUGUAAGGCUUAGGAAGCAGCAGUAGCUCUGCCAUGGCAUUAUUCCUCCUUCAAAGCACAUUCCCACUACCAGAAGUGGAAGCACCAAGGUGCACACGGACUUUCAACUGGGUUGAAGAGAAGAAGACCACUUUCACUACCUAAGAGCUGGAGGAUGGAUCCAAAAAGUCAGUCAGAGCAUUUGGAUCCUCCUAGCGCCCCCCCUUUUCCACUACAGCCUUUGAAAAGCCACUCCAGAAAACAUACCUUGCAAGGAUGAAUUCUACAAAGGCAAGGGUAUGAGAGGCCCUCUCUUUCUGAUCCUACUUCUGAUAAACAGCACUAAGCCAGAUCCUGUUUAUUCCUCAUUUUUAAACCCCAAUAAAAACAGAUGUACCUGAACAUUGCAGCCUAUCUAGAGCAGCAACCACCCCACAAGUCAAUAGGGAUCAAGAAUGCAUUGCAAAGGAGUGGGUGAAGUCAUGUGCUACCAAGAGGCCUUGGUUCUUAGCAUUCAUACCCUAGUGCUUUUUCAGCACUCAAAGGCCUUCAGCGGACAUUCUGGUUCAAUAGGCUAGAGUGAUAAUGUGAUACGAGGACAGUUAAUGCUUGAAGAACAUACCACUCCACUUUUGAAGUUCUCGAUUCGCCUCCUUCCCAUGCGGUUCAGUAGCCACCACGCCCAAGUAGGUGCAUAUUGCCAGAGGUAACAGACUGCCAGAUAAGGCUGGUCGCUGAUCCAGGCUUCCUUCACGUCAUUAACUGCGCUAACCAGAGUUAGCUGGACACAACGGGCAGUUGACAUUUUGUGAGACUGGUCCCCAACAUUUUCAUUGACCUGAAUAGAGGGGAGAUUGGAGGCAGGGGGGAAUAAGUGGGGGGAAAUUUAAAUCCCCUGCUUACAAGUAAGUCCCUUGUAUUAUUGUGUAUUUCAAAUCAAUGCUGUAUCUGCAGUAGGGAUGUACUAGAAUUGUGCCCAAUUUGGAUUUGGUACUGAGUUUUCCAUUAAUUCACUUAUUCUCAAUUGCUGAGGAUCGGAUUUUAAUGUAGCAAAUUUCUGCAGCUAUUUUUGAAAACGGACUUAAAAAAAAUCUGCCUCUAAAAAAUUAAUUGUAAGAAUGAUAAAUUAUAUUUCCUUUAAGAAUGCCAAUAUUAAUAUUGAUAUUUUUUCUGAGUGGAAAAAAUCACAGAUCAGUAAAAGCGGCGACUAGCGGAUACGGAACAAAGUUGAAUCAAUGCUAGCCUGUUAGGUCGAUGAAACGGUUUUGAACCGGCACCAGCCAACAGAUCCCAUCCCUAACCUGCAGUUAUAAGCAAAAAGUUUUAGUUCUUACAUUGUACAUUUUAGCAAGCAUGACUUCAAUCAAAAGUUCAUGUUCCAAGCUCAGCAGAGUUUGCAGGCUUGAACGUGGGGAGUUCAAUCGUGGGGAGCUCAUUUAGGUGUGUGAUAGCCACGGGUUACUUUUCCAUACCUGAACCUUGCAGAAAGCAGGACUGAACUCCCCACACAUCAAUUGAUGUGUGAAGAGUUCAGUCCUGCUUGGUCACUCUCUUCCCCCACGCCUGCCUGCCAACUGUGAUAAAUUAGUGGGACCACCAAUCUGUCAAUCACAUGAUAUAUGAUUGAUGGGUGGUCCUGCCCACCUGUCACAGUUGGCCCACAAGGUGCAGGGAGAUAAAGGUCUGGCCUGCUAGGCCAAUAAGGCCUUCACAGUCAAGAUACAAGUGAGGUGGAUGGGAAUGCCUUAUGCUGCUUCCAGGACAAAGACCAUUUAUGCUCAGUUUUAAUAAAGCAAACACUUACAGUACACCCAGGGAAUUUAUUACAAUGGCCGUAUUCAUAUCAUAUCCUUGUAAUGUUUUAAUAGAUGGAUUGACAAGUAUGACUUUUAAGUGUACGUUACCUCUUUUUUUUUUUUCAUUGUCGUAUUUUAAAUUGUUCUGUCCCAGCCUGAAAUCAGUGGUGAUGGGAGGCAAAAUAUAAAAUAAAUAAAUGUCUGUUUAAUAAGCAGAGAUAUGAAUGAAACCUUUGGCCAUGCCUGCAGCCCCUUUGUGUGAGCAAACAAACCAGGAAGUCUUCCAUGACAUGUGAAACAGGAAACCUAUGGUUAAUGGCUGCAUAGCAAGCCAGGAUAUGAAACCAACCUCAAACCAUGGCUUCAUUUGCUGGCUUGUUCCAAAGUCAUUAACCAUGGUUUCUUGGUUUGGAUGUAAUGGGAAACUAUAGUUAAAGGAAGACUUCCUGGUUAGUAUGCUCCCACCAUAAAGGAAGAAACUGGAGUUUUGUGCAUGCUCAACAAGGCUUGCUCAUCUUGUACCAAAGUCAUUGUGUGCCUUGCGUAUCUUUAAAGGCAAUCCCUAGUCCAGGCUUGGGGAACCUGUGGCACUGUUGUCUGGGGCUGAUGGAAGUUGGAGUCCAACAACAUCUGGAGGGCCAUCGGUUCCCCAUCCCUGCCCUAAUGUGAGGGGUAGGUGUGUGGAGAGAUGGGCCUCGAAGGCCAGGGAGAGUUCUGGAAGGCAAAAGGCUGAAGUGUGUAGAGUUAUCCCAAGGUGAGGCUUAUGAAGAAUGAGGCCUGGAUUGUGAGAUCAGGAGUUGAUACGUAAAGCAUCUAUUGUUUUCCUUAACUGGAUCACCGUCUUAUCUAGCAAAUAGCCUGCCUGCCUCAGCAGCUAGUGUAGGCCACCAAGCUACUUUAACUGUGUCUUGGCUUAUUGUUGACAUUGUUUUAAUGUUUUUGAUUGCUGUAAACCGCCCAGAGAGCUUCGGCUAUGGGGCGGUAUACAAGUGCAAUAAAUAAAUAAAUAUGAUUGUCUGAAAAAGCUCAGUAAGUCUGUGUAAAUGUAGGGAGAGGCCCAGUUCUGCAAAGGCAGAAGUCAUAUAAGUGUCUGGAUUAUACCACUAAAGACUGCAGGAAUGAUGCAAUGCUCCCCAUGCUGCAAAAUUCCCUGCGCAUAGACAUCUAGAGGUCAGGGAGAAGGUUUCCAAACAUUCUUGUUUACUACGCACAGGGAAUCUUUGCUUCAUACAGAAGAGGCAUAGCUGAGACACAGGCCUACAACUUCAGGUGCUGUUGAUGACAUCUAGGCCAGAGUCAGACUAACCAACAAGUGAUCUCCAGGAUCUCGGGCAAAAGGACUUUCCCUGUCCUGUUACCAGAAAUCUUGGUUCACGGUUACUCAGUUAUCAGAGUUGUGUCCAGAGCACUGAUUAGAUUCCUGAGAAUCCUAGCUUUCAUGGUUUGUUUUCUAAAAAUCAAGAUAUUCUUAUACUAUGAUGACUGGAGUAUAUUCUCCUCAGGAUUCCUAUGUAUGGAGUUAUUCCUGUUUUUCUUUUGAAAUUUUCUUUUUCUGCCUGAAAUAAGAUUAAUAAAAAUAUAUUUUUAAAAAUCAAGCUUCUGGCACACAUCACCAGUUCACAGCUGCACAAGGCUCCAGACAACAAAAUGUUUCCACAACAUCAAAAAUCUCUGCCCAUGGAAAGGUAACCAACUCAGGGAUAGCCAAUGUAGUGUCCUUCAGAUGUUUUGGACUACAGCUCCCAUCAGCCCCAGCCACUGGUAGAGGAUGAUGGGAGUUGUACGCCACCGUGUUGGCUACUCCUGAACUAUCCUAACCUUGUCCUAGACUUGCUAAUUUUCUAUAUGUGUAAAAAAAAUGAGAGGGAGCAUUCAGAGACCCUCCUGUAUCCUGAAGUGAUACAGUCCCAGGAAGGUGGUAUCUUCCUUACCUGAAACGCGCCACAGAAGAUGCUGUUGAAUGAGUUGCUGACACACACACACACAGCUAUCUAGGCUUUGUAGGGCAACCUGGGGAAUUUCCCCUAAUCCCCCAAUCCAUCUAAAAAGAUGCCCAUCCUAAGCAAUGGCAGCUGCUGCUUAUGCAGCUGUGCUGGGCCAGUUCUUACACUGUCACCACUACAUCAAAGCAAGCAACAAAGAGCAAUAAUGGCACUUAACUAUAUUCCUUUUUUUUAAAAUGGCCUUUUCUGAGGCCAGUUAAGAUUGUUCUUUAUGUUGUCUCCACGUACUUACCUUUGAGACAUCUUCAGUAAAGACAUUUUGUAUGAUCUGUGACUGGACAGGCCCCGGGCAGAUGUUAAUCACACU
Molecule: messenger RNA, 10671 nt
Organism: Rhineura floridana
Lineage: Eukaryota; Metazoa; Chordata; Lepidosauria; Squamata; Rhineuridae
Product: pecanex-like protein 4
Exons: 13
Coding region: 529-4080 (1183 amino acids)
Cellular component (GO): membrane
Source: RefSeq, a predicted model, not a curated record